AUUAGAUUGCUGACGGUCGUGUUCUUUUUCGGUGGCGGUUGCAGUGUGAAUUUGGACCGUGAAGGACAUUUAUUUAAAAAUAUCAACUGACUUUAAAACGUAGACUAAAAAACAGUAGUGAGAGAGAUCAUUUGUUCUGAAUUCUGGGAAAAUGAUGAUUUAGAAAUUCUAUCAAUCAAGGCGUGUCUUAUAACAAGGUUUACAAUCAAAGAGCAGACCAUUCGUACAACAGAAUGAAUCACAAAUAUUCGCUAGCGAUAAUUUCGCUAAUUACGACCACAAGCGUGCUGGUUCAUGCACAAGUACAGGAGAAUAUUCAGACAAGGGUUGCACCGAGUCUACUGGAAUGCUACGAAAAUCCGGCACUAUUUGAACGAGACAACCGACUCCCGAUGACAAUGAACAUGCUUAUCGAGUUGGUCCGAAAGAUUGAAGACGAACCCCAGUUCACGCAGGAUAUUCGCCAGCUGACGACCGGGCUGCUACAUCGCUACCGACAGGAUGGUAUCGUGCGGGCUCCGGGAGUUCCUAAUAUUGCUGGGGUACUGCCGUUUAGCCCGAUCGGGUUCCAUUUUACUAAGCACAGAAUACUGUUUUCGCGGUUGUUACCUGGCACUCCAAUCGGUAAUAAUUCACUGAAUGCACAGGAAAUGUGCGCGCUUCAUUUCAUGAUAUCCAGUUCCAUCGACACGAUGGUUCGAGGUGAUGAGAGUGUUCGCUGUACCCAGUUGUCGCAGUAUCGCGCUGUUCGAGUACCCAGAGAGCUGGACAUGAGAGACAAGAUGAAGCUACGGUCAAACUAUCUGGGAGAUAUUGAGAUGUUGGCUCAACCAGAGAUGAAUCAAAUCCGCAAGCAGAUUAAGAAGAUAACACAAGCAGCUCGCUUAGAAAUGGAUCCUGAUCAAGAGCAAGCUGAUGAGGAUGCUGUCAAUCCAAUAGAACCCGCAGCUGGAGACGUUGUGGAUCCGAUUCCCGCUGAUGAUGAAGGCGAACCACUAGAAACGGAACUUUCAGACGUUACAAAUGAUGCUGGCCUUGUUGAUAUUGCAUCAAACGCAAUCAGUGCGUGUCCGGUUGAAAAUGGUGUAGUUUACACGCGAUGGGGUGCUCUUUCAGCGGGAACAGUCCUGGCAGGUAUUGCCGCCGGAAUCGAGCCCCAAAUGGUUGAAAUUCGUAAUCUAAUACCGACGAAAAAUGGGCAGCUCCGGGCUCGUCAACAAGUUCAGCCACUUCGUGUGGACAACAGAUGGGCAGCCACUUUAGCGGGAGAUCUAGCGGAAGUGACCCUCUUGCAUUCUCCGUCUCAACCAAAUAAUAUUCAAGUCGGUGCAGCAGGUGCAUGGAACCACACAGUAGUCCCCCGUUGGUUUUUCUUGAGCCAACGAACCGCUCUAGAAAUGACCGAUGCGGAAAUCCGAGCCGGAAUCGAUGGUCUGACGCUAGCUAACAACAUUGUUGAAUGGAGAAAUCGGGCCUCCACACUACGGUUAAGUCAAUUACUCGAUAUGUACUACUCGCAACGUGGCGUCUUCAACCAGACGGUCCGUUCGUGUAAUCGACGGGAUCUGUUCACUACGACUGCUCCGAUUCAAACAAUGCGAGAACAAGCGGCUGCCUUCAGCAACGUGCUGGAUAGGGAAAUGCAGAUGGCCUUCACUGUGACACAGGCUGCUAUCAAUCAGUUCUCCUCAGCAGCCUCCGACGCGUUGGCAGCUUAUGUCCCAUCCUCUCUGAAUGACCUGUCAUGCGAAGCAACAUCAAUUACUCCGAAUGAUCCCACAAAUUACCGAACCGCUGCCGAUCUGUUCAUCUUCAUUGACAGUUCUUGGCCAUACAGAGAUAUUCAAGCCGUUGUUUCCUACCUUUUGGACGGCUUGGAUGUCGGACGUUUCGGUACCACCUAUACCAUCCUGAAUGCCAUGUCCGGAGAAGUUAUCGUGAAUGCCACUCACUUCCUAUCGUCUUUUUAUCUUAACUACACAAACGCGAUCCAUCAAGCUCAACAACCUGGACUCGGUAUGCCAGCUGUGCUUCGAAACCUUCGUCUUCAAAUUACUCCCAUCAUGAUGGCGGAACGCCAAACCUCCAGCAUGAGUGGCCGAUCCAAAAUUGGCCUAAUCAUUCCGAACACGGCCGCUGUUAGCGAAGGCGAUACAAACUAUGCUGUGGAACAACUACAAAUUCUUCGUGAAGAAAUUCCAGAUCUUCGAUUGAUCUUCUUUGCCGGUGGAGCUGCUACUCGAUUCAACCGGUUUGUUCGGGAGGAAAGCCGUGAUGUUUUCCAGCUGCGUGAACUAGGUACUGGAUCGGUUAUCGAUACAGUUCAAGAACAAACUACUCCUGUUAUCCAAAGGAUUCAACAGGAACCUAGACGCAUUGUAAAUCCUCGUUGUGGACAUGAUUGGAUUCAGAACGAUUGGGGAACAAACUCGCUUAAUCAGUAUGUCGAGCCCCGUGGAAUUGUGUACUACCGUCUCCAUCCGAACUACUUCUUCCGGGCUGGUGACAACAGGCGCCUCAGAAUUCAAGGCCAUGGCUUCGCUCAACUGACUGUGUGUCAAUCAAGAUGGACGCAAAACCCAAGAUCGAAUUCCUCUCAAGGCACAGAUGUGACUACCUGUCAAAAUAUUAACACAGAAACGAUAGAUAUAGAUUUAUCGAAUGCCUGCGACGGAAGAGAGGUUAUCCACAGUUGCCCACCGUUGUUCUUUUCCGUAGAAUACACCCAGCUGACCGAGGUGGCUAGCUUUAGAUGUACGGAAAACGAAUGUCGCUUCCCGGACAAUGCUCGCUUUGCUAUUGUAACGGAAAAUUUAGGUUGCUUCAGUUCAGCUGGAACGGCAAUCAGCUCGUUCGUAUUGUUUAUUGUAGCUUUGUUAGGAGUAUUCUGCAGACAUUAAUGAUAGUGAUAAUAACUAUGUAGAGAUCACGUUCACGUCUAUCAUUACGUUGCAAAACAUUAUCUUCUGUUCAAACAGACUGCGUUGGCGAUUCUUGGGGUUCACGACAAUUGCAUGGUUACGAUCUAAUAAACAGUAGGAAUCCAUUCAGGCCAGAUGAAAAACGAGAAACGAAGUUGAAGAAAUUCUAAUAUAAAAAUGAUCUCGUGCUUAGUUCAAAUAACAAAUAUUACUAUCAAGUUGAAAGACCACCACUACUUUCAGUAGUAUCAUGCGUGAAUUGAAAAAACAAAAAGACGUAACACUCUUUAGGCAAUGUUGGAAAAACCGAUCAAAAUUUAUCAGAAUGUUGUCAGUGAUUAGGCAUUUUAAUUUUUUCUACGUAUAUAAAAAUAGAUAUUAAAAUUAAAUUACCUUAAACUUUGAGGCCCAGAGGACCGAGUUUCAUAUACCAAUCGAUUCAGCCGAUGAGCUGAAUGUAUAUAAUAUAUUUUUUUGCGUGCAAAAUUCUUGAUUGAAAGAAUUAUAAGAUACCUACUGGAACUUUUCCAAAAAAAUGUAAAAGGAAGCAGAUUU
This is a messenger RNA of Malaya genurostris, 3476 nucleotides long. RefSeq lists its product as uncharacterized. NCBI's taxonomy places the organism in Eukaryota, Metazoa, Arthropoda, Insecta, Diptera, Culicidae. The record is from RefSeq and is a predicted model, not a curated record. The coding region runs from base 234 to 2900 and encodes 888 amino acids. The transcript is spliced from 8 exons.